CUGGGCGGGAAGCUCUGAGUCCAAGUCGCGAUUCGAAGCACUAACAUUGACUAAAAGUAAUAAACAGUUACAUCCAGCUGGAAGCGCCUCCCGCAACCUCCUUCGCACCUUUCUCUGCAUUCCCCCGAUUUGCGAUUUGCGACUCUACCAAGUCUUUGUGCUCAAUUGGUUUUCUAUAACUGAAAAAUCAACAAACCCUUCCACCUCACCAACUCCAUCUUCUCCAACUGAACCAAACAAACCCCCCCUCCCACAAUGUCUGCCCAGAACGGUUCAACUCUCCCCGUCCAGGACCCCUCCAAGGUCGCUGAGGCUCCCAUCGAGACCAAGGGCAAGGGCAAGGGCGCUGCCACCGAGGAGCCCGUCGAUGAGACUAUGGAGGAGGACGAUGACUCUUCUGAAGACGAGGCCGACGGCAAUGCUGCCGGCGAUGAAGAGGCAGAGGACAACAUGGACGAGAUCGACCUGAACAACAUCGUCGAGGGCGGUCGCCGCACUCGUGGCAAGGUCAUCAACUGGGCCGAGGCUGCUAAGAAUGUCCCCGCCGACGAGGAUGAAGACGACGACGAUGACUUCGAGGCUGGUGGCGAGGAGGACAAGAUGGAUGAGGACUAAACCUCUUGCAUGGCCUCUCGACGCCACGUCCGGACGAUCGUGAUUGGGUCUACCCUCUUUCUGGAUCAAGCCCAUGGUCGCAUGAGCAUAUCGCGACAACAACACAGGCGUUUGACCUGUCUGUUACGAGCUGGCGCAUAUGAAGCAAGGUGGGUCAUGUCGGCAGGAAUUGUCUUGGUGUUCUGGACAUCUCUUCUACAGCGCAUUUGUCAUGGUUGGUGAGCAUACACAGCUCGGAAAAUAGGGCCAAAAUGGUUGUUUCAUAAUGGACAUGCUGCAUAUGGGAAUGAAGACAAAAGUUACUGAUAAAA
Messenger RNA from Truncatella angustata, 926 nucleotides. RefSeq lists its product as uncharacterized. NCBI's taxonomy places the organism in Eukaryota, Fungi, Ascomycota, Sordariomycetes, Amphisphaeriales, Sporocadaceae. The coding region runs from base 256 to 615 and encodes 119 amino acids. The record is from RefSeq and is a predicted model, not a curated record. The transcript is spliced from 3 exons.